Abrus precatorius (Indian licorice) is the source of this 1646-nucleotide messenger RNA. Its product is annotated as serine/threonine-protein phosphatase PP1 isozyme 4. Gene Ontology annotation, molecular function: protein serine/threonine phosphatase activity. NCBI's taxonomy places the organism in Eukaryota, Viridiplantae, Streptophyta, Magnoliopsida, Fabales, Fabaceae. Bases 195 to 1142 code for a protein of 315 amino acids. Gene Ontology annotation, cellular component: cytoplasm; nucleus. The record is from RefSeq and is a predicted model, not a curated record. The transcript has 4 exons.
AUGUACAUUGAUACAGAUGGAGAAAGAAAAGGAAUAGUGAAGCGCAAACACAGACAGUAACGCAAAGACAGAGAGAGAACCAAACCAAGUAAAGAGAAGAGGCCCUCUUGGUUGAUUCACCCCUUUUGCUUCGUUGUUGCUGAGAAGAGAAACGAAGAAGAAGAAGAAGAAAAAGAAGGGUUUGAUCGGAUUCGAUGAGCACACAAGGGCAAGUGAUUGAAGAAGCGGUUCUAGAUGACAUUAUCCGCCGCUUAACGGAGGUCCGAUUGGCCCGACCUGGCAAACAAGUUCAGCUCUCUGAGUCUGAGAUCAAGCAGCUUUGUCUCGCUUCCAGAGAUAUCUUCCUUCACCAACCCAAUUUGCUUGAACUCGAAGCCCCCAUUAAGAUUUGCGGUGACAUUCAUGGGCAGUACAGUGAUUUGUUGAGGCUAUUUGAGUAUGGGGGUUUGCCUCCUAAUGCUAAUUAUCUCUUUUUAGGGGACUAUGUUGACAGAGGGAAGCAGAGCUUAGAAACCAUUUGUCUUUUGCUUGCUUAUAAAAUCAAAUAUCCUGAAAACUUUUUCCUGUUGAGGGGGAAUCAUGAGUGUGCUUCCAUUAAUAGGAUUUAUGGAUUUUAUGAUGAAUGUAAGAGGAGGUUUAAUGUGAGGCUUUGGAAAGCCUUCACAGACUGUUUUAACUGCCUUCCUGUGGCAGCACUUAUAGAUGAUAAAAUAUUGUGCAUGCAUGGUGGUCUUUCCCCUGAACUCACAAACUUGGAUCAAAUCAGGAAUCUGCCUCGUCCAACUGCGGUUCCUGACACUGGAUUGCUUUGUGAUUUGCUGUGGUCUGAUCCAGGCAGAGAUGUGAAGGGCUGGGGUAUGAAUGACAGAGGAGUCUCCUACACCUUUGGCCCUGAUAAGGUGGCUGAGUUUUUGACAAAGCAUGACUUGGACCUAGUUUGUCGUGCUCAUCAGGUUGUAGAGGAUGGAUAUGAGUUCUUUGCCGACAGGCAACUUGUUACAAUAUUUUCAGCUCCGAAUUACUGCGGUGAAUUUGACAAUGCUGGUGCAAUGAUGAGUGUGGACGAUAACUUGAUGUGCUCUUUCCAGAUCCUCAAGCCUGCAGAGAAAAAAUCAAAAUUCCCGAUGACAAACAAGAUGUGAUGGUUGGCACGUCACUAUAUACGUAACUCAGAUGCAUUCGGCGAGUUAAAUUAUAUCCUAAAGAAGUAGAUUGCAUGGCUUUUAGUUCUUCUAUCUAUUCCAAGGUGAUGACGAGCGAGUUUAAUGCUAUAACCCGUCCAGUGAGGCAGUGAGCAUAAGGUAGUGGUCAUAGGAUAUUAAGCACUGCUGGAUGGCCAUAAAAGCAAAGGUUUUUUUUUAUCCUUCUUUUCAUUUUUCAUAAUUAUUCUACCACACAAUAUGUACAUAUGUGUGUUGUAGAUGCCAUGGAAAUGAUCUCCUUUGCUCUAAAAGGUGGUCUUAGAUUGUCAAUUUACACUGACGGUAGAGCAGCUUGUGGUGAUGAUUCUGGCCAAUUUUAUUCAGUUAGUAAAGAUGCAAUUGCUGGAUUUUAUGGUUUCAUACUGGUCUGUGUUUUUUUCUGUUGGAUCAAGAUAUCAUUCGGAGAAUGUUUACUUUUACCAUUCACUUACCUAUGGUUUUAAG